Molecule: messenger RNA, 503 nt
Organism: Closterium sp. Yama58-4
Lineage: Eukaryota; Viridiplantae; Streptophyta; Zygnematophyceae; Desmidiales; Closteriaceae
Source: the annotation of a GenBank genome assembly
GCAAACAACCCUCUCGCAACCACGCUAGAUAAGAGUGAGUCGCCCACUGGCUCGGCAGGGAGAUGGCGGGUGGCUGGGGGGAGGUGGAGAAGGGAGGGGGAUAAGCAGCGGGACGGCGCAUGGCAGCACUAUCGGAGGAAAAUGACAAACGGUCACGAAAAUCGAAGCACCGCGUCGAGGAAGACCCGAUCUGGCGGACCAAUAAGGCCACGCUCUCGUGCGCUCAUGCGUCGUCGGCCGGACCCCAUUAGGCUUGUAUGUGAGGAUGACGAGGAAGAAACGGUGCCGCAGAGCCGUGCCGAUCCGCGUCUAGUGACUUCACAAGUGGAGUCUCAGACUAGCAGUAUCUCCAACGUCGCUACACCUAGUAUCACUAGGCGGGCCCGAGUUCGAUCUGGCCUACCACCGGUGAUCAGGAUGCCAUUCUACUGCUGGACGAUCGCUGAAUUUGCAAGACGAUUUCCAAAACAGUAUGAGGUGUUGGGCAAGUGGGGCUCGGCGUG